This is a messenger RNA of Macrobrachium nipponense, 3101 nucleotides long. RefSeq names its product protein neuralized-like (gene neur). The transcript is spliced from 3 exons. The record is from RefSeq and is a predicted model, not a curated record. Gene Ontology annotation, molecular function: ubiquitin protein ligase activity. NCBI's taxonomy places the organism in Eukaryota, Metazoa, Arthropoda, Malacostraca, Decapoda, Palaemonidae. Bases 380 to 2257 code for a protein of 625 amino acids.
GAGACUGCUAGGCUAGCAAGCGGCGGUCAGUCAGUCUCUAGUCACACUCGGUCGCGACAAGACGUUCCAGCUCUAGCUGUUGAGUCGCAACUCUUGCGCCGAUGUGGUGGUCGAUCUCCCGUUUGUGACUUUGAUUCCUUUCAGCCUUCGCUAGAGUAGAGUAUGCAUAAGAAGGCGAGGACGAAGUUUAGGAUCGUUUUUGUCUGGAAACCACGCAAGUGAAGUAGGUGUGAGAUUACAAGGAAAAUAGAAAGACUUUUCUCAGUGAAAGUGGUUAUUUUGAAAAGAAUUUCCUCUUGUUCUGUGGUGAAUUGUGAUCAGUUUGUCGCAUCGUGGAUGUUAGUACACGUAGUCAUCAAAUAACCAUCUAACCACUGUGAUGCCAGCCUUAUGUAUUGAGGAAUACGCCGCAGAACCCACUGUCACUUGCUACACUGCAGGGCCAAUAUUUAAGAAAAUGAAGGUCCUUAAGAAAUUCAAGCGACGCAUGGGUUUAGCUGGUCGUGGAUCUGGAUCGACGAACUUGCCGCCCUUGACUUUCCACCCAGUAUGUGGAGAUAACGUCCGCAUCUCUAAUGACGGAAAGGUGGCACGGAGAGCAGAGAGUUUCUGUAAGGGCAUAGCCUUUUCUGCGAGACCCAUCAAAAUAGGGGAGAGGAUUUGUCUCAGGCUACUUGAAGUCUCUACAAACUGGUCUGGUGUCAUUCGGUUCGGCUUCACAUCUCAAGACCCAGCUGGACUGAGAGACGCCCUCCCCAAAUAUGCUUGCCCAGACCUUACUAAUAAACCUGGUUAUUGGGCAAAGGCACUUAGUGAACGUUUUGCUGAACAAGGGAGCGUUCUCUUCUACUAUGUGGACUCUGCAGGGGACGUUCACUUUGGCAUUAAUGGAGAAGAAAGGGGUGUGUUUUUUGGUGGUGUGGACACUAGGUCCCAGCUGUGGGGUCUCUUCGAUGUUUAUGGAAACAGCACAGCUGUGGAGUUCUUGGAUCCCCUCGCACAACUCAACAACAGAGUCCGUAUUGUCAACGAUCUGAGUCCUGGUUCAUCGGCUGCUAACUCUCGUGUUUUGCCUCAGUCCCAGACUAUCCCUCAGCCGUCUCAACACCAGCCGCAACAACAAGCACAACAGCAGCCAUCACAGCAGCAACACCAACAGCCUCCUCCACCACCACAGGCACCAAGACCAGAUUCUGGGGUGGAGAGAUUACAGCCUCAAAUGGCCCAGUUGGUCUUGACUCCACGUGCACCUGAUGCUUUACCAUUACGUCACUUUGCACAUACAGCCUUCAAUCCUCUUCCAUUCCACAGAGUCAGAGGACGCAACAUUCGAAUGAAUAAUGAACGAACUGUAGCUGCAAGAACGGAGACAGAAUAUUCCCAUGGCUAUGUUUUCUCUGCAAGACCUUUGAGACCAGGUGAGAGGCUUGUGGUGCAGGUUUUAAGUACCGAAGCUAUGUAUGUAGGGGCUUUGGCAUUUGGUAUGACAGCAGCCAAUCCAGCUGGUCUGGAACCCUCUGACCUACCAGAAGACUGUGACUUACUGUUGGAUCGUCCAGAAUAUUGGGUUGUGAGCAAAGAUGUAGCAGCAUCCCCUCAACCUGGAGAUGAAUUGGCCUUCUCUUUAACUCAUCAUGGCGAGGUGACCUUUUCUCGCAAUGGUGCCACCCCUCAGGUGUUUAUGCACGUGGAUCAUACCCUGCAAAUGUGGGCCUUCUUUGAUGUCUACGGAAACACCAGCAAGAUCCGCACCUUGGGAGUCACACAUGAUGUUCCUCAGAUGUCUUAUGUACAACAAAAUGCCUCUAACUCUCCACCUCGUCGGACAGAGCCUGUUGGGCGGCCUUCCCAUCAGUUAUCGAGAGCAUCCCCUCUUGUUGUCAGCCUUCCACCAAGUCCACCUUCACCGCCCAGUACCCAUCCUCACCCGGUCCCGGCACCUCCUCCAUUACCACCAACUCCCAGGGAUGCCACCCUCAGUGGGCACAGCACUAUGUCAUCUGUUUACAGUGGUGCUUAUAUGGAGCCCGUAUCCGCCACAUCCACUCUUUCUUCCUUGGGUGAACUGCCUCCUGGCCAGACUCUACAUGAGUGCACUGUCUGUUACGAGAAGCCUGUCGAUUCUGUGUUGUAUAUGUGUGGCCACAUGUGUAUGUGUUAUGAAUGUGCCCUGCAACAGUGGCGUGGCCGUGGUGGUGGACAGUGCCCCAUCUGCCGGGCUGUUAUCAGAGACGUCAUUCGAACCUACCGGUCAUGACGGGUCCCCCCUGAUCCCUCUCCUUCACCGCCGCCUGUUCCUCAUCCAAAUGUCACCCGCCCACAUCAGCCCACGGCAUAUCCCCCUCCUACGGGCUGCCACGUGGAUUCGGCCGACCCGUGAUACCUGCUCAUACCAAAGUGGUACUUUUUAAUUGAAAGGGAACCUGGCGCCGGUCAGGGCCUCAUUGUCUAGUCUUGCCCUGCCGCGCAUACCCCGGGUAUGUGCUGCGCCCUAAUUUGUGCAUUUUUUCUUUUUGUUUUGCUUGUAUGUGUGUGACACAAUGUGAAUGUGUUCAGCCUAGGUGGCCAGGGGAGUCACUGGGAGCAGAGAAGCUUCACGAAGAGCAAGUGUUGCUACUUUGGCACCCCUUCCGCCUGUGGUUUUCUAAGUCAUUUCAUGAAAGCGUUGUACAAAGUGUAGAGGUCCUCUGGAAGGGGCACAGUUACGACUAGUCUUUCUGUCCCAUAUACUUUUCCCUUUCAUUAAAUUAUUCCCUUGCAGCCGCCUCCUCCUCCUCCUCAUGUAUGUAAAUAUCAGUGAAAGGGAUAUACUGUAUACAUAAGUUAUUAUAAUUAUUACCCCCAGAAUCCUGCAUUCCUUUUCCUUGUCUUUCUGAAACGUGAUCUUUUUAAUACUCCACAAGGUUAUUUAUGCUAGAGGUCUAAACUUGACCUCCUUCCUUCACACCCCGCUCCACCCCUUCCAGCACUUGUUUUUAUACUGUCGUUGUAAAUAAAUAAUUUUAUAUUCCUCGUUUCAUCGCCAUAUUUUCGAUGUUGAUUCAUCAUCAUGUCCAUUGCGUCAUCAAGAGUUAUAAAUUAAUAAUAAAAAAUCAAAUGAA